AUGAUCAAUGAUUUAGAAGAACAUAAAAAUUAUAAUGUAGAAAUAUCCGUUGAUUCCACAUCAGGGACUCAAGAAGAAAAUUCUGAAGAAAAAAAUGGCAAUGUGUGUGUAGUAGAAAACACGGAAGAUGUUUUUUAUGACAUCUCCGAAGAAACGGAGCACUCAUCGGAGCAAAGGAACCACGAAAAAAACGAAUUAAACAAUUUUUAUGAUUUAACUGAAGUAAAAGGGAAAAAAGAAGAAGUUAUAUGCAUAAGUUCAAAUUCGACAAAUGUUGUUCAAAGCGAAAGUUCAGCUUCUUCAGAAGGAAACGGAAAUGAAGAAAAAGAAAAUUUAGAACAUAGGGAUGAUCAAAUUGUGCCCAUAGAAGUAGAACCAAAGCAUAAUUGCAAUAUUGAAAACUACGGUGAUGUGUGUAAUACGAGUGGAACAAGCAGAAAUGAGAACAGUGCCCCCAAUGGACGAGCUACCAAUGGGAAUAACACUCGAGGUGGCAGCCAUGACGAAGAUAAUAAUGACAGAAAUUACAAUAAAGAGGAAAAAACUACGUACGUGUUAUGCAACAUUUGCGCUGAUAUUAUGGAAAAAUCCAUCUUUCAGGAUCAUUUAUAUGCACAUACGCUAGAAUUUCCAGAAAAAAAUGAACAAAGUUGUGCUGCAUAUGAAAAGCAAAAGAACCCAAAUAAUGGCCUAUUCGACACAAGAAAUAACAGUUUCUAUACUAAUUUCAACUCAGACAGAAACAAACAAAACAGAUGUGCACUAAAACGUGCCUUCAAUGACACCAAUUGUACUUUUAACAACUCUGAAAUUAUUUUAACUGAUAAUAAUGACCAUCAUGUCGAGGAAGAUAAUAGAAUUUUCGACAUGAUUUAUAAUUACAAUUCCAAUCUUGACCGUUUUAGAGACAACCCAGCAGUUAUCAAUAGAAGGAACAGUAACAGCCUACUUUGCAUUUCCGAAAAGAAGAACAACAUGGUAGAUAACAGAAAUAACCUAUGCAACAGAGGUGUAAGUGCGCAAAAUAUAAUAGAAAUUGUGACCCCAGGGGAAAAUAAAGUAGAAGACAUUUUAUCGGUCAGCACCAAUGUUGAGCAUGUGACAAGAAAUGGAGGAGCAGAGCGAAAUUUACCCAAUAAAUUAGAACAUAACAAAACGGCUGUUGAUAAUUACUUGUCUGCUAUGAGAGAAUCCCUUUCUGCCAUUUUUCCUGACCCCAACGCAUCACCAUUUGAAAAUAGAAGCACAAGUAACAACAUGGACAAUUAUAAAAACGAGGAACAUCAUAGCAGUAUUAUUAACGACAUACAUUCCAUGAUAAGCCAAAUACAAGAUAACGUAAAAAGGGCUUUAGAAAAGUCGAACAACAGGGUUAAUGAUAACAGUGCAAAUGAAGAUAUAAACAGUUUUGUGAAUAAAACUUUGAGUUCCAUACUCACAGAUAUAAAUGACAUAAAGGGAACAAAUAGAAGAAAUGGAAAAAAUGAUGAUUCUGUUGAUGAUGUGUUAAAUACAAAAUUGAAGAAAAUAUACCAAAGUUUAGAUCAUGUGAAUGAAAAAAUUAACUCUGAAAUGGAAAAUAAUAUAGACAUUUCAGGAAAUGAAAAUAAUGAUACCCAUGACAGGAACAACAUUGUCAACAGCAUCAGCGGGGGUAUACUUAACAGAAGCAGCAUUACUAUUGUUAAUAGCACUGAUGGAGGUAAUAACGGGAGCGAGAUGCCCAUGGGAAGUGUGAGUCACACGAGCAAUGAAAACGUUAUCCACAUGAACAGCGCCAGCAGGAACAAUGGAAACAUUAAUAUGAAUAGAAGUAACAGUUACCGAGAUGGCAACUCGAGUGAGGAAAGUACCAAUCGUGGAAGACAAAAUAAUGUUUAUACAACUGGACCAGGUGCCCAGGAAUUCAAUGGUAGAAACGGCGGAAGCACUUUUUUUCAUAAUCAAAAUGUAUUUUCACAUGAAAGUUUUUUUACAGGAAUACCAGCAGAUUCAGCACACACAUAUUUCUCCCACUCAUGUACAAAUGCGUAUAACCAAAAUAUACCUACAGAUAGUGGAAGCAUUAAUGAUAUAAAUUAUUUAUAUUCCAAUUUGGUAGACAGAUACCCAUGUAUUUGUGAAAAUUCGGGGUUUUCCCAUUUUGACAAUAACUCUAACAAUAUAUGGCCCUUAAGAAGAGUAACAAACAACAGCACCUUUAGAACUUCUAAUGACUCACCAAAUUCUAGGCUUAUUAAAGAAGCGAAUAACAUGAACAUAAAUUCUAACACGUUUGAUUAUCGGAACGAAGGCAGUAACAAUGGCCAUAAUAAUAUUUGGCCCAUAAACAAUGGAAGAAAUACGAACAAUCCAUUUCUGUUCAUGGCAAAUAGACAUAACAGAAACAUCAGGAGUGAUGUUAGAACGAAUCAAGUUGUUAACACCAUUACGAACAAUUACAGCUUCAUCAGCACUAGUAGAAAUAGCACAAGCAGUAGAAACGCGAACCAUGGCACUGGGAGAAUCUACAACGGGAAUAGCAACAUUGGAACUACAUCUAUCAUUAAUAUAAAUAAUUUCAAUUGUGUUACUACCAAUAACAAUUAUAACAACUAUAACAAUAACAGAACUGCUGCUGUGGGUGCGCCUAUUGGUCCUGUUGGCCCCCAUGUAACUGCUGCUCCUGUGGGAUUUCCCACGGUCAGUGCUGCACAUGCGGUCGUUAAUGCGGCUGUAAUGGCUGCAAGAGGAUUAGCUAGACCCCCUGGAGCGUGUGCAGGUGCAAGGACAGGAACUAUUGCAGGGGGGGGGCCCUGUGGUCAAGGCGUGGCCCCCCUUCUCGGUCCACCUACUAGUACGUGCUCGUCCAGGGUUAGCACUACAACUGUGAGAGCGAACACUGAAGCAAAUUUAGAUCCCGCUUUCACCUAUUACGUUUUGCCCCCACGAGGGGCCAGCAGGACCAACCGCAGCAAUGGGGCGAACAGUAACGUCAGCGGCGCAAACAGUAACGUGAGCGGCGCACACAACAACGACAACAUCAACAAUAGUAAUAUCACGACGAACAACACGCGCAACGUUAAUAAUGGUUCCGCGAUGACCACCUCCCUCAGUGCAAGCUCAGCUGACGAUGUCACCAUUGGUAGCGACCCACAAACACCAGCAGACAACCCGUGUGGCGCAAAUUUAAGAAGAGAACAAACGUUAACUCGAAGCAACGAAAGGACCAAUAGAAUUGUAAAUAGAACAACACGAGGAGUGGCCAAUACAUCUAGCACCACGAGAGAACAACCUGGAAGUGGAAAUAAAAAAAUAGGUACGCGCGCAAAGUUAAAGGAAAAUAAUGAUUACCUAAUUGUGCACUUUGACACAAAAAAAAACGAAAAUAAUAAUUUAAAAAUAUGUUCCAUUUGUUAUGAAAAUUACCAGCACAACGAAUCUCUUAUAUUUUUGCCUUGCACACACAAUUUUCAUAAAGCCUGUAUAAUUGAGUGGAUAAAUAAAAAGUCAACCUGUCCUAUUUGCAAAAUUAACAUUAAAAAUUUUUAA
Plasmodium fragile is the source of this 3531-nucleotide messenger RNA. RefSeq lists its product as uncharacterized. Gene Ontology annotation, molecular function: zinc ion binding. The record is from RefSeq and is a predicted model, not a curated record. The transcript has a single exon. NCBI's taxonomy places the organism in Eukaryota, Apicomplexa, Aconoidasida, Haemosporida, Plasmodiidae. The coding region runs from base 1 to 3531 and encodes 1176 amino acids.